Messenger RNA from Meloidogyne enterolobii, 1806 nucleotides. Lineage: Eukaryota; Metazoa; Nematoda; Chromadorea; Rhabditida; Meloidogynidae. The record is from the annotation of a GenBank genome assembly.
AUGGCAUCAAAUUUUACACGAAAAUUACUCAACUUCUAUACCAAAAUUACCCCUACUCGUGUGGAAACGUGUGCUAAUUUGGUCUGCAGCUCUAUUUAUGGUGAUGCUGUUCAAACUGCAAUUUUGUCUGGCGAUAAAUUGAAAAGUGUUAAGGAGGAAGAGUCAAUUAAAAAGCUUGAACGUCUUUCGUCACUAAAAAUGACUUCAAAAGAUGUUAAAAAUUUGGAAGAGGAUAUUUUAUUUUCUCAAAGGAUUUUGGACGUUAACACUGAAGUUUUGAUGAAUACCAAGAAUGUUUAUGAAGGAUUUUUUACUGCUCCAAGUGUUGGUAUUGUUACAAAAAAGGAAAAGAAUGUUAAGAGAAUGUCUUCGAAUCUUGAAAAUCCACAUGCAACGACAAUAUAUUAUUUAAAUCGACCGCAAAGAAUUAUUCAACCAGAGAAACAACAAAAUAAUAAUGUUUUUAUUGUACAUCAACAACAACCGCCUCAACAACAAAAUGUGCAGCAAAAUCUUCAUUUUAAUCAAAAUCUUCCACCAUUUUCAAGUGUUUCAAUGCCUUCAACAACAACAAUUAUAAGAGGUAGUCGAUCAUCUACACAAUCUCCACAAAUUGUUUCUUCUUCAGCUUCACGUUCUUCAGCAUCUCCAGCAUUAAUGUCUUCGUCAGUUGAUGCAAUUACUGCACCUACAGAACAGGACAUUAUGAAAUGUGCACACUUCUUCAAAUCUUUGUUAAAGAUGAGGCCGCAUCAAUCAUUUAAUUUGUUGGACAUGAAAAAUUUGCUUCGGCAAUUACCUCAACAAUCUGAUGAAUUUACUACUUUUUCUUCACAACAACAAUCUCAAAAUAAUCAACAACAGAAUUUUCAAAUUUAUGGGAAAAGUCCAAAAACAGAAAAUUAUUCUCCAGCAAAUUUGGCACCAACAACAGCUCAUUCAAUGCCAAAAAGUGUAGAAAACAUUCAACAAAAUUCUCUAGAUAAUUACAAAUUUGUUCGAUCAAAUGAAAUGAAAUAUGAGGUUUCAACAUUUAAAAAGGAAGAAUCAAAUACAAUAGCUGAAAAAGGAAAUGUUGGAAUGGAUCCUUCCGCUUCUUCACUAUUUGAUGAUAAUACGGAUAAUUUAAAUAAUUUACCCAAAAUGCUCUUGAACCCACAAGCUUUGGCUGAUAGAAUUUUGUUGCGUAUGCCAGAUGCUGAAGGUGUUGAUGGUGAAGUGCUUUCAGUUAUUUCAAAUGCAGCAGAAGCUCGUCUCUGUACAAUUCUUGCUCAUUUAUCUACUUUAGCUGAACAUCGAUUAGAACCUUUACGUGCUAAUCCUCUUUAUACUUCAAUUGAUGAACCUAGAAAACAAAUUCGUUUUAUGGAAGAUAUUGAUAAACGUGCCCAUAAUCAUAGACAAACAGCAGAAAAGGAAGCUCUUUUAAAAAUUACUAAAAGUAAAGGAAAAGAUAAGGAUGCGUUAGAAAAAGCAAAACAGAUUCAAAAAGCUGAUAGAGAAGCAAUGGUUAAUCGUGAAGCUAAUGCUGCAGCUUUUGCAGCACUUGGUGGAAGUCGAAUUGGAGCAAAAAGGCCUUUUGCUGCUCCAACGUUGGGUGGAACUGUUGAUUGGAAAAGUGGAAUGCAAAAUCAAGGAUUAACUAGUGGAUUGACUGGAGCUGCGAAAAUUGCUCGUCUUAAACGUGUUACAAUGCGUGAUUUACAAUUUUUUCUUGGUAUUGAUCCAUCAAUUCCAAGUAAUUCAAGACUUCGUCAUCGUAUUGCUUUAUAUUCACUCUGUGCUGAUGAAAAUACUUUAAUUUAA